Drosophila ananassae is the source of this 1730-nucleotide messenger RNA. Its product is annotated as tetraspanin-33. The transcript has 3 exons. Gene Ontology annotation, cellular component: membrane. Gene Ontology annotation, biological process: protein localization to plasma membrane; protein maturation. The coding region runs from base 265 to 1137 and encodes 290 amino acids. The record is from RefSeq and is a predicted model, not a curated record. Lineage: Eukaryota; Metazoa; Arthropoda; Insecta; Diptera; Drosophilidae.
AAGUAAAACUUAUCGUGAGGAGUUGUCUCAUCCCUACUGGCAACGACGAACAACUUUGUUAUUCUUUUGUCCAUAUAAAUUAUUGCUAGCUCUUGCCACCGCCGGAGAACUUGUCUGGAGUUGCUCCACCAAAGCAGGCUGUUGCAGAAACACCACACUCGAAGAGGGCGUCAACAAAAAAAAAGGCAGUGGGGGGUGGAUUCCAAUAAAAAAAGAAACCACUACAACAAGAAAUAAAGAUUUAUCCUGACUCUUGAGAUUAUCAUGAGCAACCACAGAUAUCACAAUGGCGGGAGCUACAUGCAUCCGCGGAUGUCCUAUCCGCACCACUUCACCUAUGUCUCGUCCUGCGUCAAAUACAUGAUCUUUUUACUGAACUUCCUGUUCUGGCUGUUUGGCGGACUGCUCCUGGCCAUCGGCGUGUACGCUUUUAUGGAUAAGCUGAAGGAUGGAAACGGUUGGAUGCGUGUGGACACAGUAUACGACGUCAUUUUCAAUGUUUCGUUGGUGAUGAUCAUCGCCGGGAUCGUGGUGUUUGUGGUCAGUUUUGCUGGAUGCUUGGGAGCCCUGCGCGAGAACACCUGCCUGCUGAAGUUCUACUCGAUGUGCCUCCUGAUGUUCUUCAUCAUGGAGAUGACGCUGGCUAUCAUAUGCUUUGUGUUCCCGCAGUACAUGAAUUCCUUCUUGGAGUACCAGUUUACGGAUAAAAUAAUCCACUCCUAUCGCGACGACUCCGACCUGCAGAACUUUAUUGACUUUGCCCAGCAGGAGUUCAAGUGCUGUGGACUGAGUAAUGCUGGAUACCAAGAUUGGAGUAAGAAUGAGUAUUUUAACUGUUCCUCCCCGUCAGUGGAAAAGUGUGGAGUUCCAUAUAGCUGCUGCAUCAACGCCACCGAUAUCAGUUCGGGAUUGGUAAACAUUAUGUGCGGCUAUGGCGUCCAGGAGCACUCAGUGGCUGCCGCCAGCAAACGCAUCUGGACAAGCGGCUGCAUCGAGAUUGUACGGGUCUGGGUGGAGCGAAAUCUUUAUGUGAUUGCGGGCGUGGCCCUGGGCAUCGCCCUACUCCAGCUUUUCGUCAUUUACCUGGCCAAGACACUUGAGGGCCAGAUCGACCUGCAGAAAUCGCGCUGGUCGUGAGUGCCAUACCACAAUCCGUACUUGUACGGAUACCCGCCGUGCGAAGACGACCCAUACUAUAACACUCGAAUGUGAAUCUGGUCCUGACCGUGCUCAAAUAGCUUCGAAUCCAUCUCUAAUCCAAGCCCUAGUUCAAUCCAUAGACCCGAAUUUCAAUGACUCUCUAAAUUGUGUUCUUUACUUCCAACAAAAAAGUCUUAAAAUCGUAUUUUUUACUCUUUAGGCUAAGGUCUCGUAUUUAUAUCAAUAUGUAUUCACAAAGUAGAAAUUAUGUGUGUUUUAUACGUCAAUGUGAUUCUUAUUCACAAGUACACAACACAAUUGAACAAAUUUAAACGUUUUAAUCACGUAUAUAUGCAAUAUUGUACUAUUUAAAACACUUGUAUAUAAGUUAGCCACUUCCAUAAGAAUUAUGCAUUUAAAAUGAGAAUUAUAUUUAAAAGACGAAACCAAAACUGCAUGUAACUUUGAUCAAAAAACUAAAAAGGAAGCAAACAUACUAGACUUAUUAGGAAUUUUAAGUGUAUGUGCGUCUGUGUGCAAAUCCUUGUUGUAGUGUGUAUUCAAAUACAGAUAUACUAUAUUCAUGAUCA